Molecule: messenger RNA, 3177 nt
Organism: Medicago truncatula (barrel medic)
Lineage: Eukaryota; Viridiplantae; Streptophyta; Magnoliopsida; Fabales; Fabaceae
Product: subtilisin-like protease SBT2.6
Exons: 11
Coding region: 400-2856 (818 amino acids)
Biological process (GO): proteolysis
Molecular function (GO): serine-type endopeptidase activity
Source: RefSeq, a predicted model, not a curated record
CAACCUCUCUCACUCACUCACUCAUUCAUUCACUCUACUAUACUCACCAUUAUUAUCAACCCAGUAAAGCUAAACCGUUAGAUCUCCGAUGAGUGAGUAAACUAUACCCAAUCUCAUUUCAUUUCAUUUCAAUGGCGUACAUGUGAAUCAAACCAACCUUAAGCAUUAACGAUCAUAUAGUAGCUACCUUUUUCUUUUCAUAAAUAACAAUAAUAAAACUAUCUUCAUCUCCUUUUCUUCUAUCCCACGAUUCUUUACUUCCACUUCUUCUCAUCUCCUUUAUUCUCUUCUUUCUUCUUUUAUCUUCAAACUUCUCCAUUUCUUCAUUGCUACAUGUAACUCCGAUCCAAUCCUCACUGAUCUCAAAGACUAUUGAGGUUGGUGCUACAUUAGUGAGACAUGAAGUUAUUGGUGGAGUUUGGUUGUGUAUUUAUGAUUCUAUUGUCCAUUGUGUUAUAUGGUGAGGCGGAGGUUUACAUAGUAACUGUUGAAGGUGAGCCUAUCAUAAGUUACACUGGCGGUAUUGAUGGAUUUGAAGCCACUGCUGUGGAAUCUGAUGAGAAGAUUGAUACCUCAAGCGAGUUGGUCACUUCUUAUGCUCGCCACCUUGAGAAGAGACAUGAUAUGCUUCUGGGUAUGCUGUUUGAAAGCGGGACAUAUACGAAACUCUAUAGCUAUAGACAUCUUAUAAAUGGGUUCGCAGUUCAUCUUUCCCCAGAACAGGUAGAAACUCUUAGACAUGCUCCUGGCGUGAAAUCUGUUGAGAGGGACUGGAAAGUGAGGAGACUUACAACACAUACUCCACAAUUUUUGGGGCUUCCAACCAGUGUUUGGCCAACGGGAGGAGGCUGUGAUAGGGCUGGAGAGGACAUUGUUAUUGGAUUUGUGGACUCUGGGAUAGAUCCUCACCACCCGAGUUUUACGACUCAUAAUACCGAACCAUAUGGACCACUUGCAAAAUACAGAGGAAAAUGUGAAGUUGAUCCUAAGACCAAAAAAAGUUUCUGUAAUGGAAAGAUUAUUGGAGCACAACAUUUUGCUCAAGCUGCAAUAGCUUCUGGAAAUUUUAAUCCUUCAAUUGAUUUUGCCUCUCCUCUGGAUGGAGAUGGCCAUGGAAGUCAUACAGCCUCUAUUGCAGCUGGAAGAAAUGGAAUACCUGUGAGGUUGUAUGGACAUGAAUUUGGGAAAGCAAGCGGAAUGGCUCCCCGUGCCAGGAUUGCUGUGUACAAAGCCCUCUAUAGACUAUUUGGAGGGUUUGUUGCAGAUGUAGUUGCUGCACUUGAUCAGGCUGUACAUGAUGGAGUGGAUAUACUCAGCCUUUCAGUUGGACCAAAUGGUCCGCCAGCAGCCACCAAAACCACGUUUUUGAAUCCUUUUGAUGCCACACUUCUUGGGGCUGUGAAAGCUGGUGUGUUUGUUGCACAAGCUGCAGGAAACGGUGGCCCUUUUCCUAAGUCAUUAGUUUCAUAUAGUCCGUGGAUAGUAUCUGUAGCAGCUGCAAUUGAUGAUCGUAGAUAUAAAAACCAUCUGACCCUUGGAAAUGGGAAAAUCUUAGCAGGACUUGGGUUGUCACCUUCUACACAUUUAAACGGAACAUUCACAUUGGUUGCUGCAAAUGACGUGCUCCUAGAUUCUUCAGUCAUGAAGUACAGCCCAACAGAUUGCCAGAGACCAGAAGUUUUAAACAAGAAUUUGAUAAAGGGAAAAAUUCUUCUCUGUGGCUAUUCUUACAACUUUGUUGUUGGUACAGCAUCGAUGAAGAAAGUCUCAGAAACAGCAAAGGCCCUUGGAGCUGUUGGAUUUGUUCUUUGUGUAGAAAAUGUUUCUCCUGGAACGAAAUUUGAUCCAGUCCCUGUUGGCCUUCCUGGGGUUCUAAUCACAGAUGUCAGAAAAUCAAAGGAACUGAUAGAUUAUUAUAAUAUCUCCACGACAAGAGACUGGACUGGAAGAGUGAAGAGUUUCAAAGGUACAGGUAAAAUCGGGGAUGGUUUGAAGCCUAUUCUCUAUAAAUCCGCACCACAAGUGGCAUUAUUCUCUGCCAGAGGGCCAAAUAUAAGGGACUUCAGCUUCCAAGAGGCGGAUCUUCUCAAACCGGAUAUAUUAGCUCCGGGUUCAUUGAUAUGGGGUGCUUGGUCUCGAAAUGGAACUGAUGAGCCAAACUAUGAUGGAGAAGGAUUUGCUAUGGUAUCUGGAACUAGCAUGGCUGCACCACACAUUGCUGGAAUUGCUGCUCUUAUAAAGCAGAAACACCCACGUUGGAGCCCUGCUGCCAUUAAAUCAGCCUUGCUUACAACAACAACAACUCUAGACAGAGGAGGAAACCCAAUUCUAUCUCAGCAAUAUUCCGAAACAGAAGCUAUGAAGCUCGUCAAAGCCACUCCUUUUGAUUAUGGGAAUGGACACGUGAAUCCAAGAGCAGCCUUGGACCCUGGGCUCAUCUUUGAUGCAGGAUACAAGGACUACUUAGGGUUCUUGUGCACAACACCUGGCAUUGAUGUUCAUGAGAUAAAGAAGUACACAAACUCACCAUGUAACAGAACCAUGGGCCACCCAUAUAAUUUAAACACUCCAUCAAUUACAGUUUCACAUCUUGUGAGAACUCAAACUAUAACCCGAAAAGUCACAAAUGUUGCCAAGGAAGAGACAUACGUGUUGACAGCUAGAAUGCAACCAGCAGUUGCCAUUGAAAUCACCCCACCAGCAAUGACCAUCAGAGCUGGUGCAUCACGUAGGUUUACCGUGACACUUACUGUUCGCUCAGUGACGGGAACAUACAGUUUUGGAGAGGUUUUAAUGAAGGGAAGCAGAGGACAUAAAGUGAGGAUUCCUGUUCAGGCCAAUGGAUACUCAAGAUAGCCUAGUUUGGCCAUUGUAAUAUUCUUUGUAACUUGUGGGAAUAAGGUAUGUUUUGCUAGAUUUAUUCAUUAAUAUGUGAUGUUAAUUAUAUGUAAAGGUAUAUAUAGGUGUAAGGAGGGAAUCCUUGUUUAUUCCACAUUUUAAAUUUUGCUAAGAUCAUCUAGUGAUAUGUUAAAUUUCUUCUUCUUACAGAAGUUUUUCAUGUAUCUUCUGUCUCCCUUCUCCCACAUUUACUUGAUUACAGCAGGUUGUAACUUGUACUACACGAAAAUAAUUAAGAAUAUAUGGUAUCCAUUUGUAGAGAGACAUCUUAGUAUCUUA